AGCGGAUGAGAAAUGCGCAGAACUAUGGGAGGAUAGGAGUGUGAUGGGCUUUAAGCAUGAGCCAAGGAAGGCAUGAAUGAGCUGUACCUCACCCAAGAUCUGACGGCAGAGAUCAGUAAACUUCACGAUGUGCUUCAUCUCAAACCCUAGUCUAACGCCAGUCUUCCUGCAGACAGUUCCGAGAGCAGGUCUCGACGUCGCUUGCCCUUUAAGAGGGCUCUCGGCUGCUCGAGUGGGUGAGGAUCAGUGUGUGAAGAUUGAUAUUAGACUAGGAAAACAAACCUUAGUUAACUUUUAUUUUCAUUUCUGCUGCUGCUUUGCUGCACCUCCUUUCUCUUCCCUUCAGGGUUUACUGUGGUUCUCACUGGUCUGUUUCUGUAGCCUUCCAGGAGAGAGGAGAGCAUUUUGGGGACUGAAAGCUUCAAGUUCCUGCCAAGGAACUGGUUCCUGCCCUCGUGGUUGGUGAGGAGGGUAGUCUGCAUAUUUAGCUAGCUAGUUAUUUGCAUGUGAAGUCCCCAGAGGCUUACAGACUGUUGAGAGGUUCUGCAAGGCAUGCAAACAAACAGACCAACAGGCUGGAAAGUUCUUGGAGCUCUGCAGCAUUCCGGUGUGUGAAAGGCUCUGAGAAGUCUCAACCCAGCAUUUCCAAACUUCUUUGAGCCUAAAACUCUUUUCUCUCAUACCUGGUCCCAGACCCCCACAAAACAUGUUUUGCAGAACUUCUGCCAACUUUGGGAUAGCUUACCCCCUUCCUAUUCUGGGAAAGGUUUUAUUGCUUGCAGACCCCUCAGAAGCUAGCGUGUGGUGUAUGUGGGCUGUUUUCCCCAGCUCAGCCUGGGUCAUGAACAAACGGGCAGUUUGGCCUGAAUCUUGGGGCAGGUUGGGGAGAGCACAUAGACUCUGUGAUUUGGGGAGUGGGAGAGCUUUGACCUUGGGGAGAGGAGAGCCAUUGGUUUUUAGCCUAAGCCGGCUCUUUUACGUUUUGCUUCUGGGACUUGUCCCUGGAAAUGUACUUGCAGCAAUGUGGGAAGUGAGGGGACCCCUGCCAUACCCCCCAACAUCCGCUGUAGAGCACCGACCUUCAUCCCUCACCCUGGUCCUCCAUGGUGCAGCAGCAUCUCAUGGGCCUUGCGGCUCUCAGAGCUCGUGGUUGGAACCCUGUCCACUUGUCCCAAACCUGGAGGGGCAGCUGCAGAUAAGGUUUGGAUCCCCUGGUGUCUCUGUGGAUUCUGAGUGCCCGGGAGGGGAGGGGAGGGGGGAAGGUGGCAUCCUGGCCUCCAGGAUAAAUGCCUGGAAUAUACGGCGGCGCCACGGGCACUUGGAGACCCUGUCCUGCGCAUCUGCCAAGCCUGGCAAUUUUUAGAGUUUUUUGAAAUGUUUUGAUACUUUUUGAUACAAUUUGCUAAUAACUGUUUUAUAGAAUGCCUGACGGGGGUUUUCCACCUCAUCCCCUUCCUCCGGCCCCUUGAUUUGUGCUGGACAACAGAUGGCCAGUGGUCAGCACCAGGACCUCGCCUCGUGUGGCUUUGUCUUGGAUCUUGCCCUUCUCCGUCACUGAUGCGAUGCAGCUCUAGAAUUUCGUGAAGCUGCAUGCAAAGUUGCACGCAGCCCAUGGGUAUGACUGUCUCAGGCCCCCAGCUGAUUUGCCAAGAGGAAACCUUAAUUCCCUUGAGAGGGUCUGCUUCUUCCAGAGCUCCUACCUCAGUGGUGUGCACAGAGUUGGAGAGACACCUGAGGGCCGGUCCACGUCUCACCUUUGCCAUACGGGUCAUUUCUUGAUCAAAUAUAUGACUGGGGUCCUGGUUUACUCCCGUCCACCCUUUCUUUUAAAGUAUUCUUAACAUGAAAUCCACAAAAGCAGAAACAAUGAACCAUUCUUGCACUUUACAGAAUCAUUGUCCUUAGCUUUAGAGGUUGUUAAUUUUUGUUGUUUUUAACAUGAAUAGAAUGUGUGGUUCUGAAGGUGUGUGGGGGUCUCAAGAAAUUGUCCUUUGGGGCUGGGCGCGGUGGCUCACACCUGUAAUCCCAGCACUUUGGGAGGCCGAGGGGGGCGGAUCACCUGAGGCCAAGAGUUCGAGACCAUCCUGACCAACAUCGUGAAACCCCGUCUGUCCUAAAAUACAAAAAUUAGACAGUCGUGGUCGCCUGUAAUCUCAGCUCUUCAGGAGGCUGAGGCAGGAGAAUCACUUGAAUCCAGGAGGCAGAGGUUGCAGUGAGCCGAGAUUGCACCACUGCACUCCAGCCUGGGUGACAGAGUAAGACUCUGUCUCAAAAAAAGAAAAGAAAAGAAAUUGUCCUUUGGUUGCCUUAGUUACCAGAGUUGAAUGAAUGUACAUAUUUCGGUAGUUGGGGGGGAGGGCAGAGCAGAUAACCCCUUCCUUGUCUGUUUCCUUUGAGAAAAGACGCUCCACCUUUUCUCAGUUACUUAAAGCCAUCUUUACAGAUUGCUUGUAAUGUGAGGAAAGAGUCCUGUCCUUUGGAUUGAUGGAGGUUAAGUCAUCAACCACUAGCCCCCUUUCAAAAUCAGCGAGAUAUUUGAUGAUUAAGUGAUUCAUUGGGUAUGUUCUGGCUACUGACGUUACUGAAAUCUGCAAUCGUGUAUGUUUUUUAAUUUGUUGCUUUUGUAUUUGUAAUUUUAUGACAUUCGAAGUUUCUGUGUCUUAACUCUUUUUAAUUAAUUUUCUGCACGUUGCUUUUUUCUCUGUUUUUAAUUCCAUACAGAGUAUUCAAUUCUUGAAACACAUUAAAAUAAUUUGCUUGCUAGGGUAUGGUUUAUUUUAUAAUUACAUUCCUAGUCUUGUGUGGUUAUUGUAAUGAUCUCUGGUCCUAAUUUCUCUGCCCGUAUGAAAAAGAACCCCUUGCAUGUUGAUCCUAAAUAUAAUUUGGAAAUUAA
Macaca mulatta (Rhesus monkey) is the source of this 2893-nucleotide messenger RNA. NCBI's taxonomy places the organism in Eukaryota, Metazoa, Chordata, Mammalia, Primates, Cercopithecidae. The record is from RefSeq and is a predicted model, not a curated record.